Drosophila erecta is the source of this 830-nucleotide messenger RNA. Its product is annotated as transmembrane emp24 domain-containing protein 2. The record is from RefSeq and is a predicted model, not a curated record. The transcript has a single exon. The coding region runs from base 106 to 717 and encodes 203 amino acids. Lineage: Eukaryota; Metazoa; Arthropoda; Insecta; Diptera; Drosophilidae. Gene Ontology annotation, cellular component: Golgi apparatus; COPII-coated ER to Golgi transport vesicle; endoplasmic reticulum-Golgi intermediate compartment. Gene Ontology annotation, biological process: Golgi organization; endoplasmic reticulum to Golgi vesicle-mediated transport; intracellular protein transport.
GGGAGAAUAACAUCUUUCAAUCUCAGUAUAAAUAUACAUUGGAUUUAUGUAUAUAUACUAAUAUAUUUUGAGUCCGGGACGCAAAACGAAGUAAAUAAAUUGAAGAUGCUGUCAGUAAUGGUCUUUGUGUUGGCGCUUUUACAAGCGGCUAGUGGCUUCAUCAUUACCGUGGACGCCCACGAGGAGAUGUGCUUCUACGAUCGCGCCAAUGUCGGCGAUAAGGUGACCAUGUCCUUCGAGGUAAUGGAAGGCGGCUUCAAGGAUGUGGGCGUCGAGAUCUCGGGACCCGACGACGAUCGCCUGCACCACUCCGCGCAGGACACCUUGGGCAGCUUCACCUUCACGGCCAUGAAGGAGGGCCAGUACCAAUUGUGCUUCGACAAUAAAAUGUCCACGCUGACUCCCAAGAUCCUUAUGUUCCAGUUUCACGUGGCCAGGGCCAUUGAGUUCUAUAUGGACUCCUCCAAACGGGGGGACGACGUCAUCGAGCAGACAGCCGUCCAGUCGAUGAUCAACGAGCUCUCCGCCAAACUGGGAGCCGUGAAGAUGGAGCAGGAAUACAUGCACUUCCGCUAUCGCGGCCACUUGGAGGUCAGCGAUAUGGUGGAACUCCGGGUACUGGCGUGGUCUAUAUUUGGACCCAUGUUGCUGAUCAUCACGGCGAUUCUGGAGGUAUACUACCUCAAGAAUUUCUUCGAAGUCAAGCGCGUGGUUUGAACUGCAAGUCGAGGAGUCGCGAAUGGAAGUUUAUAGGAUUUCACAAUCUGCAUGUCAUAGCAUAACAUUUUCUUAAUAUUGUUCCAAAGAAAAGCAUCGAUCUAUUCAUUUCA